Molecule: messenger RNA, 2002 nt
Organism: Hypoxylon trugodes
Lineage: Eukaryota; Fungi; Ascomycota; Sordariomycetes; Xylariales; Hypoxylaceae
Product: DUF1766-domain-containing protein
Exons: 1
Coding region: 340-1617 (425 amino acids)
Source: RefSeq, a predicted model, not a curated record
AUGUACCUAUAAUAUUAGGUACAUUUAGUGGGCUUGACAGGUUUGACAGGUACUAACUCUAGGCUGUGAAUGCUUAGUGUUACUUGUCAAAGGUCACCAACUCACUCUUAACGAGUGAUGAGUUGUGAAUAACAAACUCAUCGUAAUGAAUAAAAUAAAGGUAUUGACUUAACCCAGGCUUUGCCGGGAAAACCAUUCUAUUUACUCUCAUUCCUUCUUUAUUCUAUUGUCAGUGUAUUUAGGUUACGCUCUUUAUCGUCACAGCAAUCUUCGUUUGACUUACCCAAGGGGAAUUACGGGAAACGAAAUAACUAUUCGAUAACCAACUGCUCGAGGACAAUGCCAUUCAUUCCUGGUACUCCCGAGUCUUUACUAGGCCGAUCCGACUCCAAGAACCCAGCUACAACAUGUCGAGGUAUUACUUCAGGAGGGCGACCUUGUCGACGCGACUUGAAUUCAUCCCCAGGAUCCUCACCUGGCAUUCCUCGAACCAAAGUCGGUAGACUGCGCGUAGACGAUCCGAGUAAUCCUAAUCUAUACUGUUGGCAACAUAAAGACCAAGCGAGUUUAUCUGCGAAAUCCAGCCCAGGACCAAGAAAGGAUUGUACACCUAUUCUCGAAUCUCGCGAUAGUUUGGAUACUCUCUUCGGUCGACUUGGUAUAAUCGAGGCACAACAGCAGGGAAAGAAACCAGGACAUAACUCUACGAAGCCGGCAAAACAUGGUGACGAUCGAUACAACGAGAAAAUCUCACAACCGCAUAGGCGAAACUCGAAGGUGAAGAAGGAAUCAACUUUUUGCUGUUGUUUUACGAUUCCUGAAAUUGAAGAAGAAGAACGUCCUUCUCGACCGCAACCUCGACCGUUACAAGCCGCACCCGCGAAACCUACCUCUUCUAGACCACCCGCGAGCCAGCACUUAUCGAUCCCGUCCGCGCAUCCCCGACCGAGCACCGACUCUUCGAAGCGACCCUCAUCCAAAAUGUCGCAGCAAUCACAGACAUCGCAGUACCUAUCGUUAAUCCCACCGACAGCGUUACCUCAGACAGCUUCGCUGCUUAUGGCCGAACUAGCGAAACCCGUGUCGCAGCAAGAUGAGCCGGGUUACAUAUACAUAUUUUGGUUAACACCCGAAUCACAACCAUCAACCCCUCCCGCCGAAGCCGCGCGAUCGCUCCUCGCGCCACCACGUCCCGAUGGUCGUCAACGACGAACGAGCGAUGUACUGGAAUCAUUUGCCGUGAAGGAGAGUAAGACCGGGAAGAACGGAUCAGCUAAGAAAAUCCUGUUAAAAAUUGGUCGAGCGUCAAACGUACAACGACGGUUAAACGAAUGGACACGCCAGUGCGGAUACAACCUCUCACUAAUCCGGUACUAUCCCUAUAUCUCGUCGAGUCAACCCUCGACGCCACGCAAGAUGCCGCAUAGUCAUAAAGUCGAACGCCUUAUCCAUCUUGAGCUCGCGGGUGCGGGGUUACGGGUUAGUGAUCGGGCGAAUUGCGAUGUCUGUGGAAAGGCGCAUAGGGAGUGGUUCGAGAUCGAUGCGAAUAAAAAGAGUAUUGCGAUGGUGGAUGAGGUGGUGAAACGCUGGUCGGAUUGGGAUGAGUCGAAGGCUUGAUUACCUACUAAAUAUUACAUUAUAAAGGCAUACGAUAUCACGACGCUAUGAGAGUAUGGGGAGUGGGGUGUGUUUAGGCAUGGCUAGGCGUUUAAGGCAUGGCAUAAUGGAAUACUUAGAAUUCGAUGGACAUAAGGGUUCCUGACUCGGAGUGUCGAUGAGACGUUGAUAACUAGUGCUCCCUGUUUUCGGUAGUCUAAACGUGGUUUCAUUGUCCGAUCUUGCCCCUUGCGUAUUGAAUUACUACUACAUAUCGUGCGAGUACAACUGAAUUUAUUAGAGUGCCUUGAACAGUGUGGAUGGUAACACUUGUUUAAUAGCCUCUAACGGUCUUUUGGGUCACCACGGCUAAUUAUUACGUCCGGCGAAUAAUAUAGGUGCCAAC